AUGUCAAAUGGAAAAUUAUUAUAUAAUAGGAGCAAUAAGGAGGUAAAGACAUCAGAAAACAAACCAAGCCCAUAUCAGGUUUCACAAUAUUUCUCAGAAACAAAUGAUGAAGCUUUAGAUAUCAGGUAA
Messenger RNA from Acaulospora colombiana, 129 nucleotides. NCBI's taxonomy places the organism in Eukaryota, Fungi, Glomeromycota, Glomeromycetes, Diversisporales, Acaulosporaceae. The record is from the annotation of a GenBank genome assembly.